This is a messenger RNA of Acanthochromis polyacanthus (spiny chromis), 3503 nucleotides long. It is a transcript of the gene mfsd8, whose product is annotated as major facilitator superfamily domain containing 8. NCBI's taxonomy places the organism in Eukaryota, Metazoa, Chordata, Actinopteri, Pomacentridae. The record is from RefSeq and is a predicted model, not a curated record. The coding region runs from base 310 to 1833 and encodes 507 amino acids. The transcript has 12 exons. Gene Ontology annotation, cellular component: lysosomal membrane. Gene Ontology annotation, biological process: transmembrane transport. Gene Ontology annotation, molecular function: transmembrane transporter activity.
CUUGACAGGGGUCAAAUUUUAAACUUCCUCUGGUGUCAUAGUCCAGUUGUGUGUACGCUACCGACUAGCACGGUUGUUUACUUUCUUCACCGUUGGUCGAUACCGAACCGUUUACGGCUUUAGCUCGUCUCUCGUACGUGCUAGCAUGUGACCCGUUCGCUUACGUUAGCCUGACACCGCUGCUCGCUUCGCCAGAGCCUUUUCAGAGGAGUUAGCCGCGUAGUUCACUGACCCUCGGCAAAAUGGCGAGUUAGUACCACUGUUUUGAACCUUCAGAGUCCAAAGACAGCAUCGUGAUUCAGCUUUAAAAUGUCUCAGCUGGAGCCUGAUGACACCACACCGCUGCUCAGGGACGACGAUAGCAGUGAUGGAUCUGUGGAGGAGGACAGCAGCAGCCGGUGGAGGUCCAUCCGGGUCAUGUACUUCACCAUGUUCCUCAGCAGUGUAGGUUUCACGAUUGUCAUCACAUCUGUGUGGCCCUAUUUGCAAAAGAUUGACGGUAGUGCCGACGCCAGCUUCCUGGGAUGGGUGGUAGCAGCCUACAGCCUGGGGCAGAUGGUGGCUUCGCCCAUCUUUGGCUGGUGGUCCAACCACCGGCCUCGCAGGGAGCCACUGGUGUGCUCCAUCUUCAUCAACCUGUCAGCCAACAUCUACUACGCCUACGCCUACCUGCCCAAGACCAACAACAGGUUUCACAUGCUCAUGUCCAGAACCUUCGUGGGCUUCGGAGCAGGUAAUGUUGCCGUGGUGAGGUCUUACGUUGCUGGCGCUACAUCACUGAAGGAGAGGACCAGCGCCAUGGCAAACAUGAGCGCCUGUCAGGCUCUGGGCUUCAUCCUCGGGCCGGCUCUGCAGGCGGGUUUGUCAUUCAUCGGUGAGCAGGGCGUCACGUUGAAGUUUAUCGAAUUGAGGCUCAACAUGUACACUUCUCCUGCUUUACUGGCUGCAGCUCUCGGGAUCGUCAACAUCGUGCUCGUUCUCUGGGUGUUGAAAGAGCAUCAUGUUGAUGAUCACGGGAGGUGCGUUCAAGCUAUCAACUACACAGCAGAAGAUAGAGCUGAGAUCAGUGAAGAAACUGAGGAAACCGUCGAUCAGGUGGCGGUCGUGACCUCCAACGUCCUGUUCUUCAUCGUCAUGUUCAUCUUCGCUGUCUUUGAGACAAUUGCCACGCCGCUGACCAUGGACAUGUUCGCCUGGACCAGGAAGGAAGCUGUGCUGUACAAUGGCAUUAUUAUCUGCUGCAUUGGAUUUGAAUCUAUCCUGGUGUUUGUGGUGGUAAAAAUGGCUUCUAAAAGAGUUGGGGAUCGUCCUGUGUUUCUAGCAGGCUUGGCUAUUAUAUUUGCUGGCUUCUUUGUUCUCCUUCCAUGGGGAAAUCAUUUCCCGAAAAUCCAGUGGGCAGAUGUCAAAAACAACUCAUUGAUCAGCAUGAUGUCUGGCACCACGCUAGCACCCAACAGCUCUUUGGAGCCAACAGGCUGCCCAUCUGUACAGACCUGGUGCCAGUAUACUCCUGCUAUACACCUCGCCCAGUACAUUUCUUCGGACUUCCUGAUUGGGGUGGGAUAUCCAGCAUGCAAUGUGAUGUCUUACACAUUGUAUUCCAAAAUCCUUGGACCAAAACCUCAGGGUGUUUAUAUGGGCCUGUUGACGGCGUCGGGUAGCGGGGCUCGAACGUUGGGCCCCAUCUUCGUCUCUCACGUCUACACCAUCCUGGGCCCUCGCUGGGCCUUCAGCCUCAUCUGUGCUCUGGUGUUUGGAGCCAUCGUCCUGCUCGGCUCAGUCUACCACAGACUCAUCGCCUUCUCUGUGCGCCACGGAAGGACUGUAGAAUAACUCCGUGGAUUUCUAUUUGGCCAGAAUCCUGGCCACAGUGAUGACUGCUGCUGCUCCUUAAUUUACAAUGUGGUAACUGAUAAGCCUUUAAGAUUUUCUAACUCAGGGUUCUGACAUUUAAACUCUACAGUGAAGAGAUAAGGUUGAGGUAAGUAUUAAUGGUUGCUGGUGACUUAUAAAGGAGCUAGCACUGCACAGUAAGCUGCUGUGAAUGAAUUUGUGGCACAUAUUCAGAGAGAGAAAAGUCGGUGGUACUCAUUAAACAUUCCCUUCACUGAACUCUUGAAGAAUAUUGAACAUUUUUUUCCUCUUUUCCUUUAAUGGUUUCACUUGUAGUUUAAACCUGCAGGUUUUUGCUUACCUGAAAUUAUGCAAAGUGGUGUGCAUAUGUGUGUAUGCUAACAAUUAACUGAGUGAUAAAUGACAGAUUUAAUGUGAUCUUAUGCUCGUAUGUUCACUUUAAUAACACUGUCUGGUAUUUUUUAUCUUAUUUAUAAAUUAUAUCCAACAUGAUUUGCAUAAGAGACCGAUUGAAAGAAGAAAAAUCAGAAAGCUGUUUAAAUAAAGAUGUUAAAAUGUUGUUUUUAUGCUUUUUUUUAAAUUCAAUUUUGGACAUUUCAUUAUCCAGGUUUGCUGUGUCAAUAUCCGUAUUUUUCACAUUCUUCUUCAUUAAUACCUACAUUAUUGAUACUUUUCUCCAUUUUAACACAGGAUUUGGUUGUUUUGCUACAGUAAUAUCCACGUAUUUGAAGUAUAUGGUAUGUUACCAUACAGAAUUUUAAUAUAUUUGUUUGUUGAUUUGGAAGUUAUUGAAAUAUUAGUGUCCAGGUUUGUGAUGUUUCAAUGUGGUCAUAUCCAUAUUUAUGAUGUUUUGUUGCAAUAAUAUCCAGAUUUAAAUUUUGAUAAAUUCAAUUAGUUUUGAACGUUUUGCACAAUAAUAUUUAGGUUUUUUGGUGCAUAAAUAUCCAAAUUUUAGACCUUUCAGUGUGCUGAUCUCCAGGUAUUUAAAGCCAUGUUGCAUUAAUGUCCAGCUUGCUGAUAUUUGACACAUUAAAUGUCAUUUUUGUGCUUUUUUUUAUCCAGUUUUUUUUACAUUUCACUAUCUGGGUUUGCUGCAUCAAUAUCCAUUUUUUCCACAUUCUUGUUCAUUCAUAUCUAAAUUUUUGAUACUUUCAGGAGCAAAUAGGAAGCAAGAAUAAAUCCUGUAAAAUGCUGCUUUAAACAUUGUUGCCCUAGGAAAAAAAAAAAGUUGCUAAAUGAAAACUUGCUGUAGUUAAUACUGUGAAAUUCAGUGUUGGUCAUCAGAUUCACUACAAAAGUGUCUGGUUGAGUGGAAUAUUAUUUCCAAUGGAUGCAUCCAUGUUAUGUAUGUAGUUUUUUUUAUACAUAAACAAGGCAGGUGACAACUUUACUUUCUUAACUGUCUGUAUAAAAUAGCUGCCUCUUAAGAUUUAAAGGUGUGCAGAGUUAAUUUAGGUGUUCACAAUUACCUUCCAGAUGUGGAAAACGGACUUCAAAAAAUUUCUAUAUCCUGAUAAGUUUGAUUUUUUUUUUCUUUUUAAUUCCAGGACUAUGUUUUGAAGUUACACAUACCUAAAUAUGUUGUGCCAUUGUACAGUCACUGUGAUCAGUUGUUAUGCACAAUGCACACAAAUAAAUGUUAAACUGAG